CGCUACCAGCCUGUGGCGUUGUUGGGGCUCCGGAAGGGCGCGCGCGGCGCCUUUAUCAGGGCGUGUGCCAGUGUUUAUUUGGGAGGACACCACACGUGGACGCUUCAGCCGACCGUCCUCCUUCCCGGGGGCCCUGCCCCGAGUCGCCGAGUAGCCGCAGAGUCGCCUCCGUCGCCCCUAGUGUUCUGGCCAUGGCCGCGCGCCUCCUCCGAGGGUCUCUACGCUUCCUGGGCGGCCACUGUGCGGCGCGCCCGCUGCCCGCCGUGCGAUGUUCUCAUUCUGGAGGGCAAGAACGUCUAGAAACUCCUUCUGCUAAAAACUUAACAGAUAUAGGAAUUCGAAGAAUCUUUUCUUCAGAGCAUGACAUUUUCCGGAAAAGUAUAAGGAGGUUUUUCCAAGAAGAAGUGAUUCCUCAUCACUCAGAAUGGGAGAAAGCUGGAGAAGUAAGUAGGGAGGUUUGGGAAAAAGCUGGAAAACAAGGAUUGCUUGGUGUCAAUAUUGCAGAGCAUCUUGGUGGAACUGGAGGGGAUUUGUACUACGCAGCUGUUGUCUGGGAGGAGCAAGCUUACUCAAAUUGUUCAGGCCCAGGUUUUAGUGUUCAUUCAGGUAUUGUCAUGUCCUAUAUUACAAACUAUGGCUCAGAAGAACAGAUUAAGCACUUUAUUCCCCAGAUGACUGCAGGCAAAUGUAUUGGUGCAAUAGCAAUGACAGAGCCUGGAGCUGGAAGUGACUUACAAGGAAUAAAAACAAAUGCUAAAAAGGAUGGAAGUGACUGGAUUCUCAAUGGAAACAAGGUGUUCAUCAGUAAUGGGUGGUUAAGUGAUGUUGUGAUUGUAGUUGCGGUCACAAAUCAUGAAGCUGCUUCCCCUGCCCGUGGUAUUAGCCUUUUUCUAGUGGAAAAUGGAAUGAAAGGAUUUAUCAAGGAACGAAAGCUACAUAAAAUGGGAUUAAAAGCACAGGAUACUGCAGAACUAUUCUUUGAAGAUGUACGGUUGCCAGCUAGCGCCCUACUUGGAGAAGAGAAUAAAGGCUUCUAUUACAUCAUGAAAGAGCUUCCACAGGAAAGGCUGUUAAUUGCUGAUAUGGCAAUUUCAGCCAGUGAGUUCAUGUUUGAAGAAACCAGGAACUAUGUUAAACAAAGAAAAGCUUUUGGCAAAACAGUUGCCCACCUACAGACAGUGCAACAUAAAUUAGCAGAAUUAAAAACACAUAUAUGUGUAACCAGAGCAUUUGUGGACAACUGUCUCCAGCUGCAUGAAGCGAAACGUUUGGACUCUGCCACUGCUUGCAUGGCGAAAUACUGGGCAUCUGAGUUACAAAAUCGUGUAGCUUAUGACUGUGUACAGCUCCACGGAGGUUGGGGAUACAUGUGGGAGUACCCAAUUGCAAAAGCUUAUGUAGAUGCCAGAGUUCAGCCAAUCUAUGGUGGUACAAAUGAAAUAAUGAAGGAGCUGAUUGCAAGAGAGAUCGUCUUUGACAAGUAGACAUCUGCCCACAUCCUGGAAUCCUAUUACAGCUAAUCUGGUUUUAAAUCUGCUCAAGAUAAAAUGUAACUUGGAAAGCGAAGAACACUAAACAUGUUUUUACCUGCUCUCUCUGUAGAGAAGGAAAUAAAAUAUAAAUAUAAGAUUAACACAGUGGAAGGACAAAUCUUUGAAGCCAAAAUUCUAGUUUUCCAAUAUAAGGUUUAACUUACAGUUUUUUAUGUAGCCAAAGGUAAAAGAUUUUCUGAAUCUAGAUGCCUAGGUGUUUCAUUUAUCUCUAAAAUUCUAAAAAUCAUAAAUUGUUCAAAUCUUCAAACUGAGGCAGAAAUAAUUUUAUGUCGUUAUAAUAUGAAAACAUUAAUAAGAUAGCACAUUGACUUUUAAAGGGAAAAGUAAAUAUACUUAGAAUGUAAACUCAUUUUGGCUACCAUUUGCUCCAAAUUCCCUAGAACAGUGGUUUUUACCACUGUACUCCAACCCCCUGUUUUUAAGCAAUGGAACUCUUUCUUCAAACAAAAGCUUAUGCAGAACAUCUCUGUGAAAAGCAGUGAGAACUGCUUUGAUUGAAGCCGGAAGCCAUAAUACCUUACUGCCUUGAAACCCCCAGGACUCAGCUAAGUAUUUGCCUAACCCUGACCAGGGAAUGCCUUGGUUCUGUCAAUUGCUGACACCUGAUAACACAGAAUAAUCCAUCAUUCUUUAGUUUAAAGAUGUUGGUACAUUUUAUAGGUACCAAAGCAAUGGAGUUUUUGCAACAGUUAAUGUGUUUAGUAACUUAAUGAUUACUUUAUGUCUUCUAUAAACCAGGCUGUUAAUACAAUGAUGACAAACAAAACUGGCAAGAUCACUAAAAAAUAAGUGAAUAAACAAAUAAGUAGUAAAAUAAGGUAAGAAGUAAAUAUGUAAAGGAGAUAAUUUCAAGCAUAAGUGCAAUGUAAAUAAUUAAGCAUUUAAAAUUCAAAA
Molecule: messenger RNA, 2447 nt
Organism: Piliocolobus tephrosceles (Ugandan red Colobus)
Lineage: Eukaryota; Metazoa; Chordata; Mammalia; Primates; Cercopithecidae
Gene: ACADL
Product: acyl-CoA dehydrogenase long chain
Exons: 11
Coding region: 192-1484 (430 amino acids)
Biological process (GO): fatty acid beta-oxidation using acyl-CoA dehydrogenase; long-chain fatty acid catabolic process; carnitine metabolic process, CoA-linked
Cellular component (GO): cytoplasm; mitochondrion
Molecular function (GO): long-chain fatty acyl-CoA dehydrogenase activity; flavin adenine dinucleotide binding
Source: RefSeq, a predicted model, not a curated record